Boleophthalmus pectinirostris (great blue-spotted mudskipper) is the source of this 4708-nucleotide messenger RNA. RefSeq names its product amyloid beta precursor protein binding family B member 1-like. Gene Ontology annotation, biological process: regulation of DNA-templated transcription. Gene Ontology annotation, molecular function: amyloid-beta binding; transcription factor binding. Gene Ontology annotation, cellular component: nucleus; cytoplasm. Lineage: Eukaryota; Metazoa; Chordata; Actinopteri; Gobiiformes; Gobiidae. The record is from RefSeq and is a predicted model, not a curated record. The coding region runs from base 21 to 482 and encodes 153 amino acids. The transcript has 3 exons.
UUUAGUAGUCAAAUGCUUGCAUGUAUGUUUCAGGAGUGGACGUGAUCAAUGAUGCUUUAGAGGCAGCCAUGAACAGCAAAGAGCAGAGUGAAUGGACCCCAGUGUCUGUGAACGUGGCCCCAGCUACACUCACCAUCCUGACCACACAGAAUGAGGAGGUCCUAGCAGAGUGCCGUGUGCGCUUCCUGUCCUUUAUGGGCGUGGGCAAAGACGUGCACACCUUCGCCUUCAUCAUGGCCGAAGGACCCAGCGACUUCACCUGCCACAUGUUCUGGUGUGAGCCCAAUGCAGCCAGUCUGAGCGAGGCUGUGCAGGCCGCCUGUAUGUUGCGUUACCAGAAAUGCCUGGACGCCCGCCCGCCCAGCCUGGCCUCCUGUCUGCCCACUCCCCCGGCUGACUCGGUGGCUCGGAGGGUGCGUAAGGGCGUGCAGAGCCUGCUGGGCAGCUUUAAGAGCUACAGGUCGGGCUCUCAGUCUCCCUGAAAGCACCCCCAAGAGCCCCAGCCAGAGGCAAAUCUACAGGUUUCCCCCCCAAGAGCCCCAGCCAGAGGCAAAUCUACAGGUUUAUCCCACAUCGGAGCACCUCUGAACACCUAUGUAUGGCUGCACAAUAUUGGAAAAGGCAAUCUGAAAAUAGCCAUGAACAUUUUCUGCUUGACAUGUGAGACUGGUUGAUAUGGUGAUAAAAACAGAAUGUUGAUCUCAUUCCUGUGACGUUCUGCUGUUUUGGUGAUGCCAUAUUGUGAUUCACUAUUUGUCUAUUUAAUGUAGCUCAAACAGACACUUUUUUCCACUUCUACAAUUGGUUAGUCAUCUGUAAGGCUCUGAGUGACAGGUGGCUUUAACCAAUCACAGUGAAGUGUGAGCUUUCAGAAGACACCAAUAACUUUAUAUACCAAUAGAAACAUAAAGUGAAUCCUGAUCAAAUCUAAAUUAUUCUAUUCAUGUUUUGCCAUAUCAUCCACCACAAUAUUUAACCUGUUGAAAUCAACUGUUAACUUUGAGAGCGAAUGGAACAUGUCUCCUUCCUCCAAGAAGGGAACAGUCUAUUACAUGUUCAAUGACUACACCUUAUUUUUCAAUAUUGUACAGCCUUAUUCAGUGAAAACACAAAACCAGAUCAACAACUUUGUGCUGCCAUUUUCAAAGUCUUACCUUUUAUUUCAAUUUCCACACCAGUUUGAAUGUUGGACAUGGAUGUGUAUUCCACUUGAUUUGCACCACGAUGUUACUGUAGCUCCUUUUUCUAAGAAGGGCCUGUCUAGCGUUACCAUAGCAACGCCUUCCUCUCACUUUGAUUGUAACUACGGCCUCAUGUCUGUGCCACGUGUAUCGUUGUAGUUUAGUCUUCCAAAAAAAAAAAACCCUCACUACGUUUACAUGAAGAGUACUCAGACUACGUGCGUUGUCCAGUUAUAGUCUGAUUUCUGCCAGACCACCCUUGUCCAUUCUACCUGCAGGUUCUAAAGCGUAAUUACUGGGAGGUGUGUAGGAAUUGAUAAACAGCAUUGGCAUUUUCUAGUUCUAUACGCUAGUCGAGUAAGCUAACGUGCAGUUUGUUAUUGUUUUGCUAAUUAAUCUUAACUUUAUUAUAAUUUUUAAUGCGGAAUAUUUUGUUAGGCUAAUUUUAAACAAUGUGGGUCAAAAACGAUGAAAAACAAGCUCAGUCGUACAUUGUAUUACGCGGUUGUGCAGUAUGAUCUGGCUGUGUUUUGCCCGGUGCAGUUGAAUGCCUCUCCUUGUGUAGUCAGAGUACGCUGUGGAUGCAGUACUCGAGUUCUAAUGGGAGGAGCACAGUAAUGUGGUUUUCUUUACAUGUGAACGUAGUGAGUGACACAUGUGAGGAGAGGGGCCCUGGUCACAUGGAGCUGACAUUGUUGAAAAAGGGACAUUUUUAUGAACAAUAUGACAACAAUAAGUUUAUCAAGUCCAACUGUUUGAUUUUAAAUGUGUACAAUAUUCUCAUUACGUGUGUAAAACAAUAUUCACACAGGUUAUUUAUAGUUUACAUGACAUUUUUACUAGAUAUUAUUACUGUAUUUUCCGGGCUAUUAGACGCGCUCUUAAGCCUCUAUCCGCAUCAAAAAACGGCCGCGCGCCCCGCAAUCCAGAGCACCCUAUACACGAAUCCACUCGAGUGUCCCAGCACGACUUCAGUAAACUACAAAGCCACACCACCCACAGAAAACACAAACUCACACGGAGCAGACACACUCAUCACUCCACGCCAACGGCCGAGGAACGGAACGGAGGAACGAACCGAAAAAGCGAGUGCAAUGUGCACUUCUAGACACAACUGAACAACUGAGUCACUGCGAACACGCCGACAAUCCGUUGGUCCCAGACAGCACCCUCCCUACACGCCACAACUGAACAAAGCCCAGAGUCACCGUGAACGCCACAAACAAACAAAACCACUCACCCAUCACACUGUUGGGUUUCAUUUAAAGUCCGGUGCGGUUUAUUUAUGAAAAAAGUUAGAAAAUGGACCGUUCAAUGACAGUGCGUCUUAUAAUCCAGAGCUCCUAAUAGCCCGGAAAAUACGGUACUCCUAUUUUUUAUAAUAAUUUUAAUAAAUCAUAAAACAUAAUUGAUUUUUGAGCCUACAUUUUGACUUCUCUGGAUAUAAGGUAGAUAUUGUCCUCCGUGUGGCCAGCGCCCGAGAGUCUGUUUGAUUUGUGCAUGAACAAUUUGCAAGUUCAAUGCUCGUGUGUGCAAUAACGCCAUGUUGUUCUCAUUUCUUUGUUUUUUUGUAAGUUAAGCCUGACCCGGCUGGAUGUGCGGAGCCGUGUCAAAAUGGCUUCUGGGUUGUACAAAUGAUUGUGAAAUGUCCACUUUCCACAGGUAGACUAGACUAUUCCCACUCGCUGCAUGUUUGAGAAGUAGAGCUUAGGAGCCAUCAUGUACAAAGUAAUUCCAUUUUGGUGAGAAAAGACUGAAUUGUGUCCAAGGGGUGGGCGAUAUUGCAAUAAUGAUGAUGGUACAGUUUGAAAAGUGAAUGAAUGAAGAAUACCAGCUGCAUGCAAUACUAAACUGAAAUAGGGCGACGCAAUUCAAUUUUAUUUGUGAUAACGAUCAAUCAAAAUCAAAACCAAAUCAAUCAAAAAAGUAUGUCGUUCGAAAUGUUUUUACUUUCUAUUGUGAAUGUAAUGUGCGCUGGUUCUUAUAAAAAAUAUUAAUACUAGGAUUGUUAUAAAUAUUGACACCAAGAUUCUAAUCGAUACUUAAAGUCACAGUAUGUAACUUUCUGCACAUCACUUAUGCCAUCUGCAAGUUAAAACCAUACUACGGAACAUUCUUGAUGGAGAUGGUCUAAAUUAGAAGUGUAAUAUGAAUGUGACUCCUGUUAGUUUUGAAAAUUAUUUGUCUUAAAAGACACCUUCAAAAGAUUUUCCUUUUUUCGUUUUUAAAUUGUGAUCAAACUAAAUUAUACAAGUUAAUAUUUGAAAAACGUGACGUAAAUUAUCACCACAAUUAUUCGAUUACAAUUCUGACCCAAAUAAUCCACGACACCACAUAUCAAGUGCACUUCUAGUGUACAUGAAUUUAACUGAAAUCAAAAUGAAAGUGUUAAAUUUCUUUUUAAAAUGAGAUCUGACCUUUGCUGUAUCGCCUGCCCUGGUUUGCGUCUCGUGUUCAUAGGCAUGUUCCUUCUCAAUGUCGAUGUGUGUCUAAAUAUAUCUGUAGAUUUUAGACUGAAAUCGUGACUCAACAGACAGCAGGUAAAUGUGGAUAGUGGGAAGUCUUCACUUUUGAAAUGGUUUUAACGUGUGUGGACCCGCUCUGGUGUAAUGUAUUUUUUAUCCUCUCCGCACACUCAAAUGUACACUAUUAAGAUGGUUCUUUUUGCAUUAGCUGCUUAGAUUUUACUUUUUAUAAAAAUUACACUACAUAUAGAAGUUUAUCUGUAAGUGAGUGACUAAAUGUAUGUAGCACAAUAGUGGACUUUGUAAAUGAGGCAGCUGGGAAAAGAUUAACGCAAGACUAGACUAGUUAAAGAUACACUAUAUCACUUUUCUUGUGGAGUUCUUGUCUCCAUGGAGAUGUUAUUGCUUUGCCUAGAAUGCUCCACAGUUUGGCAUUAUUAUUAUUAUUAUGAAUUUUUAUUCAUUCAAUUUUAGGUGUUUUUAUUUCUCAAAGACAGUGUGAAAAACAUAUAUUGUUACGGUGAUCAGAACUGACACAGAAUUGACCUAGCACGCACGCACACACGCACGCACGCACGCACGCACACACACACACACACACACACACACACACACACACACACAGCACUUUCAUACUCAGUCUUUAGUCAAGACACUUUACCCACAAUACCAAGUACUGGCCGGGCCUUGCUUAGCUUCUCAGAUCUGACGAGGCCUGAUCUGAUGGGUUUAAUGCCAUAUUGUGAAACAUUCCAGUUUAUAGCAUGUUGGAAAAGAUCUACUCAUUCACAGAAAUCCUUAAUGAAUAAAAUAAAAUCAGCUAUAAAAAGAAAAAAGUUGCUAAAGCCUUGUUUUUAUUAUUUUAGAAUGCAACUUUGAAUUGUAACACUGUCCCAUCCCAGCUGCGCUCUGACUGCUCUCACUGUGUGCAUAUGUUCCUCUGUUCUGUGCAACACUAAGAGUCCACCAUCAGCAGAUUAAUUUAUUUCUCUUCAUGUAAAUGAAGUGUACAAAAUAUGUGUAUAUAAAAGUCACCGCACAAUAAAUGUCGACAUAUCCCAA